CACCGGCGCACGGACGCACAUGCACUCCUCCCCGAAAGUCGCCCACAUUUUCCCACCGGACCGCAACCUGCCCCGGCCCGGCGCUGAGGCCUGAGUGCGUCGCGACGCACACCGACUUCCCCGAGGGCUCGCGCUCCGUCGCCAGCGUGCGCCCGGUGAGAAAUCUCGCCGGGCCCGGCGAGGGGAUCCCAGUGGGGCACUAGAGCCACCGAGUCGGGGCGCUGUGUAAAUCUACGAGGCACGAGACCCUCGCAGCGGGGUUCGGCCUGAUUCCGAAGGUACACACGGAGAAAUGGGAAUGUCAGUUUCUCUCCCCCGGCUGCUCGCCGACCCCCGCUGGAUACGAGGGGGACGACCAAGGGGGAAGAGCCCCAGGAGUGGGGCCGAGGCUAUAUAGUCUUGGGGUAGGUCACCGAUGAAACGAGUCAUCCGAGGAGAAGGCGCGCCACACGCUCGCCGUCCGAGUGCGCGACGCAAGGACGAAGUCACGCCGAGUGUGUCCUAAACAGUCCCGCGGGCCCAUGCGGGGGAGAAAGAAGCGCGGACGCUGCCAAGUGUGUGCGCGAAUUCUCCCUCAGCGUUGCUUCACACACGACGGAGGACACCAUGAAGUCGGCUGCGUUCACCGUCGUCGUCCUCGUCGUCGGUAUGCUGUCGACGACCGGAACAAGCCAGACCUCGUCCUGGGGCCUUGAGAACGUACGCUCCUUCGAGCAGUGCGAAGUCACUUUCAACGAGAUCGAAAAGGAGGACCGCGCCACCAUCGUCAACGACAGCAGCUCUAGAUUACACGCCACUUGGUUGUCUCAAGAAUGCGAAGUUCGCGCCGGCCCGGAGUACAUAAUUAGGAAAUACACGUUCUUCGAGAACGGCACGUUUUUACUGUUGCGUUAUCAUUACGACGACAUGUCGUGCAGUAUGCCGACGCACACUGUCAGUAUUCGAGGUUCCAUCAAAUUACUGGGACCAUCCAGCGUCGUUUCCGGCGCGACCGAGACGAAGUUUUACAUCAACGCCGUUCACAUUAUACCUUUAAAUCGACAGGUCGCUCACAAAUUCGAACAAAAGAUGAAUACGACCUGCGGUCCUCAGCCGAGAUGGCGACCCUACGUAUCCCGCUUGAUUUAUGAACAACUGCGACAGCAUUCAGCGACGCAACCGUGGCACAGUCCGGUUUACAAUUCCCUGCAAACUUAUUCACUUUCGAAGAAACGUCUCGGUAUGGAUUGCUUGGACACGUUCAAGAUAGGAUUUGGCGAGCUGAAGUUGCUGAGGGUGCAGAAGAGGUUGUUCCUGUCGAAGACGUUCGGCGGCCUUUCCUACCACGGCCGUCGUCUCGAACUUCUCCUAGCUAGUCCUGCGCCCAAUGUGUCCUCCCGCAGGACUUACAAAGCGACCUCGUUACAGCCCACGUUGCUGGUCCACACCAACACGACGGGCGACUGUCCAAUAUGCGGCAGCAUAUCUCGGGCGACCGAGUUGAGCCCACCUCUCCUUCACGUGAUGGUGCCGCUGCCCGCGCUGAUCGGCGGCUACUGGCUGAGCGAGAGAUGCGAGAGCUCCGAGGGUGGCAUCUGGUUCAGGCGGCAACUCCAGGUAUACUCGGGGGACAAACUGUGGACCGGCCAAUGGGAGUACUACGAGGAUCCGCUGUGCUCGAUGUUCUUGUACGCCAUCACCGCGGCCGGAAGUUACAUACAGCGGCCCGGAAGAGAACGUCGUCAUGAGCAGCUCGACGGAGAGACGUUCGCUUCCGGUUACUUCCAGCCCGUCGACGUCUCCGCGAGGCUCUUCUUCAAGAGGAGCGCGCGCGAUGUCUCCAGCAGCUCCCAGAGCGGUCCCAACCAACGUGAUACCGCGGAUGAAGGUUUCUCAUCGAAAACCGAGGAGGAAUCGUCCACGCGUGCGGACACAGAGACUCUAAGAACGAAGGACAAGAAGGCAAAGAGGCCGAAGAAGCUGAAGAGAUGGUUGACAGACAACGUCUAUCAGUUCUUGCUCGACGUGCAGCCUUCCCCGGCUGAGUCGAGGUUCAAGGCGAUGCUGCGAGGCCACCAGACACACGAGACCACCAGCAAGAAGCCCGUGGCCUGGAACGUGCCGUCCGGAAGCACGGAACUGGACCUGCACAUCGCCGAGAGCAGCCUCAUCCCUGGCGACGCGACGGUGGCCAACCGCUGCGACGCCUACCGAGCGAACAUGCCGCUCACCAGCUGGCCGAGGAACUGCGUUCCCCGAGUAAUCGAGGCGCCCUCGACCCUGGGGCUGCGCGCCAAGAUGGGCGUUAACUGGAACGGCCAGUAUAUCUUGCUGCUGGGCUUGAGGGACGACAAUGUGUGGGACGCUCCUCUGCGACAAUGCGCGCAGAUCCCGACGCAUAAUCCCACGCUGAGGACACAUCUCAGGCGAAGCGUCGGCCUCCGCUUCGGGUUACUCUCCGCUGCUGCGUCGGCCAGCCACGUGUCCGUCGUUUGGCUUCUCGUGUCGCAACUCCUCCUCUUGUAUCGUUUUCUUUAUCGCAUGCGGUGAUGAUAACGGGCCUCGCCGAAAAAUUCUGAAAUAUGAGUACUAUUUCUAUAUUUGCCGAGGCUAUUUUUGCGUCUUAUGUGUCUUAUACACGCGUAGGGUCCCAUGGGGCGUAAUAAAAGUCUGUACAUGUGUAAAUAGAGCCGGAGUCGGCGAUUGCGGCGUAAUCGCGAUUCGCAGCCGAUCCCAUCUUAAAGAUAGGACUUGGGAAGCGACGUUAUGCGCGACUUGCGUGAUCGUUAUUCACAAAUUACCUCUUCUUCUCUCGCGACGACUUGGUAGCUCUUGGUUCCCGUCUCUGAUGACGACGGUGAUGCGAUAGCAUCUCUCGAGCAAGAAUGAUGAAUGUAAUCGUUACUUCGUACAGGUAGAGUGUAUAUAAAAAUGGCUCGUCCAAGCUUGCUGCAUGGCAUUAUAAAAGAUGUAACGGAUAACUUCUUCAAUGCGUUGCUCUUAAAAAGUAACUUUCCCAUCCUUGCCCCUUCGACGUAUGUUUAAAGCAACAUGUCGAUACGUUCGCAAAGAUAUAACUUGAACAAAUUGCCAGCGGGGGAAAGUGCCCGGUGAUUGUAUUGUUAGUUCAACGUAUAGCAUUUUGCUGUGUAUUAAAACUGUAUAUAUACUCGUGUCUUUAGGUUUAACAAUAAUUUAAGUCUCCGCUUUACGAUUGAAUUUGCGAUUGAUGUGUGCGACACGCAGAACGGCUGACGAAAUUCCAAUUAAUAAUUCCUGACGAUUAAACGGCAGAAUUAUCAACGGCAGUUUUCAGCUAUAUUAUUCGUUGUCCGAAAGAGUUAAUAAAUCAAGGUACAUUGACAAAACGGAACAAAUAAUGUUAGACUCU
Messenger RNA from Harpegnathos saltator (Jerdon's jumping ant), 3370 nucleotides. Its product is annotated as protein APCDD1. Bases 607 to 2529 code for a protein of 640 amino acids. Lineage: Eukaryota; Metazoa; Arthropoda; Insecta; Hymenoptera; Formicidae. The transcript is spliced from 5 exons. The record is from RefSeq and is a predicted model, not a curated record. Gene Ontology annotation, molecular function: Wnt-protein binding. Gene Ontology annotation, biological process: negative regulation of Wnt signaling pathway. Gene Ontology annotation, cellular component: plasma membrane.